Molecule: messenger RNA, 3282 nt
Organism: Tetrahymena thermophila SB210
Lineage: Eukaryota; Ciliophora; Oligohymenophorea; Hymenostomatida; Tetrahymenidae
Product: UvrD/REP helicase family protein
Exons: 2
Biological process (GO): recombinational repair
Cellular component (GO): nucleus
Molecular function (GO): ATP binding; DNA binding; 3'-5' DNA helicase activity
Source: RefSeq, a predicted model, not a curated record
AUGCAAUAGGGAUAGAUUACUAACUUUUUUAAGAGUUCAUCUAAAAGGAAGCUUGAUUUUAAGCUCAAAAAUGGAGCUGAGAUCAAGCCUAAUGAGGAAUAGGAAAAGAUUAUUUAUGAGGAUAAAAAAAACCACAUGCAAAUCAAGGCUUGUGCAGGAUCUGGUAAAACUACUACGAUUCUCUGCAGGGUCAAGUAUUUAAUUGAAAAGGAAAAUGUCAAUCCUAAUAAAAUUUUGAUUACUGCUUUCAAUGUUGAUGCAGCUAAAAAUGUCAAGUAGAAAUUAAAUUAGCUUGUUUCAGAAAAGGUUGAAAAACUUAUCACUGUAAACAAUAUUGAUAAACUAAGCAAGCAAUGGGUAACUCAAUCAAAGCAGUUUGAUGUUGAUUAGCUCUACGUCAAAGAGUAUACCACCAAAGUUGUUUAGCUCAUGAAGAAAGACAAAGCAUUUAGAAAUAAAAUUGUCAGCUAAUUUGAUUAUAUUUUCUUUGAUGAAUUUCAAGAUAUCAAUCCUGAUGAAUAUGAAAUGCUCAAGAUUUUUGCAAGCGAAAAUACUGUCAUCACUUUUAUUGGAGAUGACGCACAAAAUAUUUACGGAUUUAGAGAAGCAAAACUCCAUAAUAGCACUCAAGCGGUAGAUUCAGAUUUUCCUGAUAUAAAAAAAUAUUAUUUGACAUGUAAUUAUAGAUCUACAGAAUAUAUAGUACAAUUUGCUAAUUCUGUCCUUGAAAGUGCUAAAUCUGACUAUGGAUACAAAAUGUAGAUGACUUCAUUUCCUCCAAAUAAUCAAGGUAAUAAUUAACCUCCUGAAUUCACUAAGUAUGUUAGUAUAAAUGAAUAGAAUGAGUCUAUUAUUUCUCAUAUUUUGGAACUUGUAGAAAGUGGAUUUACUUUUGAUUAAAUUGCUGUAUUAAGUCGAACAAAUAAGCCUUUAUAAUUUUUAGAGGAAUCUCUUGAGAUUUAUAACAAUUAAAAAGGAAAGACUUCAGUUGGGAAGGAAGGUGUUAUUAAAAUAGAUGGUGACAGUCAAGCUAGCUUGAAUAGUGGUAAAAGUAGUUAAGGAAAAAGCUAAAAGAAUUCUCUUAAAAAAGAAGAAACUUUUGAUGGAAGAAUUCCUUAUGUGGCUCACAUUUCGGAUAAUAAAGAAAAGAAUAUCAAGCUUAAAUUUAAAAACAGCAGCUCUGAAUAAAAAGUAACUCUCACCACUAUCCAUAAAUCUAAAGGUUUAGAAUGGGAUGUAGUCUUUUUAAUUGGACUUAAUGACGAUUAUUUUCCAGGCACAAAUAAAGAAAAAGAAGAAGAGGAAGAGAGAAGAAUAUUUUACGUAGCAGUAACCAGAGCAAAAAAGAAAUUGCUCAUGAGUUUUGUUUGGAGUAAAAACAAUUAAAACAUGACCAGGUUCGUUGCUUAAAUUAAAUCUAAUCUCUACAUGGGAUACACACAGCCUUGGAUCAGCGAAUAGCAGAAAUGCAAUGAAAAAAUGAGGACAAUCGAUAAAAUAAAAAGCAAAACAGUGAUUUUAACAGAUAUAAUUGAAUUUCUUAAUAAAGAUCAUUAUGAGCAACUUAGAAAUUAAGGAUUUUUAGACUUAAAGAAAGAAAUUAUUCAAAUUCACUUUAAAUGUAAACUAGGACAAUACAUUAUUGAUAAUAAUUUAGUUCCUGAAUUUGCUUAAUUUUUUAAAUCGUAUUUGAUUCGAUCAAUAGGAGAAGAAUACAAUGCCAUGCUAACUGGCAAAGAGACAUCCUCAGUAAAUAGCAAAUCGAAGGGAAACAAGUAUGACAAAGGAGAUGAUUAUGAGAAUGACUAAAUGGCUAUGGCUUUUAAUAAUAAGUAUUGCUAAGGAGUCUUGUUCUCUGAAACUAGUUUCAGCAAUUUAGAGCACAACUCUGUAAACAAUUUAAUAUACUCUAUUGAUUAAAAUUUAUUAAGCAGCUAUUACAUUCAGGAUACCAAAAAGAGAGAAGAAAUAUUCAAAUCUCUCAUUCAGUUUAAGGACAAAAAUCAAAAAUCAGAUGACAUUCUUAAAAGCAUAUUCAAUGUUUCUAUGUGUUAUAGCAUUUUUAAUUAAAGAAAAAGACUCUUACACAAAGACGAUGCAUUUAAGCAUUUCGAAAUGAAUAAAAAUAUUUUGAAAAAUAGCAAAAAAGCAUUCAUUCCUGAAGUAUUAAAAAAGACACCUAAAGGAAGUGAUGUUCCUCAAGUAAAUUAAACAAUUUACGAUGAAACUUAUUAAAUAAAAGCUGACUACGAUAUAAUCACUGAAGAUACUAUUUUUGAGAUCAGAUUUUAGUAGCAGCAAUUAGUAAAACCUGAGGAUAUAAUAGAAUUGCAAGCAAAAGCUUAAAUACUUUAAAGUGCAUGGAAAAUAAAUAAAAUUAAAUAUAUAACGAUUUAUUAUCCACUCUAAGGAGAAUUGAUAACUAUGGAUAUACAAAAUAAGCAGUUAGAAGGAGUUAUGAAAGUGCUAUAUAACGCGAGAUAAGAUAAAUAGGAAGCAUGUUCAGUUGCAAGUAAAUCAGUCCCUUCUUCUAACCAAGAAUCUCAGCUGAAUCUAAGCUAAUCGAAUAUUAAAUUGCCUAUGCAAAAUUAAAUUCUUAAACUAAGUCACGAUUAUUUUAACAAAUCUGAAUCAGAUGAUUCAUUUCAUAGCCAGAAAAAUCCAUUAUCAAAGAAAAAAGAUCCAAAAUCCCUCUUUGAAAAGUAUGGCCAAGAAGAAGAUCUUUAUGAAAACCACUUUGGAGACGAGUACUAUGACAACUAUGAUUGUUUACCAAUAACAAAAGCAUAAUACAAAGAAAUUACAAGCAAGAUGUCCUUGAAAAUAGGAUCCUAAUCAUAAAACAGUCAAUUUUCAUAGGAAAAUGCAUAUUUUAAAAACAAUAUUAAUGGCUCAUAAAAUUUCAAUAAUAGAUCUAAAAGUUUAAAUGAAAGUGAUGAGUCCCAGAAAACAAACAAUAGCAGCAGCAAUUAUGCCAACUUUGGAUUCGUUAAAGCAAGUGAUAUAGCAAGUAUUAAAUCUUCCUUAUAAGCAAAGAAAUCAGUAACAGCUCAAUAAAAGUGCAUUCAAAAACUUUCAAUACCUGUCUCUUCUUCCUCUCAAUCCCAAGAAAAACCCGCCUUCAACAACCCAACCACUUCCUUCUUACGAGAAGACCAAACGAAAUUCACCUAUGCAUCUUCUUUCCACAAAUCUUUAGAUUAAACAACAAAAUUCGCCUCAGUAUCUUCGUUUCACAAACCUCUAAUAAAAAAAAAUUAAAACACUCAAAACAAAAACUGA